CCAGGAUCCAGCUCGCCGAGGCUCGAUAGUCUGCCAGUGUGGUGGUGGGAUCGUUGACAUCGGGGAACCAUGGAUUACGCGAAGAAAGCGUCCGACACUCAGAACGGAGCGGAUCAAGAGCAGGAGGCCGAGACGCAGAUCGAUGCCGCGUCGCCGUCGUCGAGCGUCGAGCUGUCGAAGAGCGCGCGGCCGUGCUCGACGUGUCCGUCGAAUUCCCGGGGGCUGAAUCACCGGUCGCGCAGCUCACCCCGCAGCGAGCCGGAGGACUGCAGCGGCUCGGAGGACUUCGGCGGCUGCGGCGACGAGAAAGCGAGGAGCGGCUCGGAGCGGCCGGCUCACCACCGGACGCUCUCCUCGCCCAACAGCUGCACGGACUCCGAAGGAGGCAGUAGCGGCUCGGAGCGGCCGGCUACCAGCAGCGGCCGGGACGAGUACAACAACAGCAACGAGCUCGCGAGCGACUCGCCGGAGCCGCUCGACCACCGGCGACAGGAAGCGUCGGCGAACGCCGGUCGCGCGACGAAUAAGCGGAAGUGUCGCACCGACGGCGAGGAGGAGGGGGAGGAGGCCGAGGACGACCCGGAGAGUCGUAGGAGAGACGGCAAGAUCCUGCUGAACAACUUCAAAUUGGUCAUCAGGCUCGACGGCGAGGAGGGCUUCGCCUGCCCGGUCUGCGGUCGACGGGACUUGGCGAGCGCCGCCCUGCUGCAGAGCCACCUGGAGUGCGCCCAUCCGGACUUCCGGGCGAAGUGCGAGCCGUGCAACCUCACGUUCAAGAACCACCGCAUGCUGAGCCUGCACCGCGACGCGAAGCACUUCGGCGAGGGGGGGAACGGCGGACGGGGUGGGAGUACGGGGCGCAACUACGUCGACGGCUUCAACGACUGCACGUUCGUCGACUUCUCGUCCACCAAGUUCCCGACGAUCGCCCGGGCGGUCUGCGAGCGGGAGCCGCACCGGCCGGCCUCCGGCGAGGCGAACAAGUUCCAGUGCGUCAAGUGCCUGCGCGCCUUCCCCUGCAGCCAGGCCCACCUGGCCCACGAGGAGGAGUGCAAGGGCCCGUACGAGAACAAGAGGGCCAACAGCAACGACAACAACAACAACAACAACAUCAGCACGAACAACAACCUCGACGCGGCGAGCCCGCCGCCGGCGGACGAGCUGAAGGUCAAGCGGGAGACCUUCUUCGCGACGUUGGACCUGCAGAACAACGAGCCGCCGGCGAAGGAGCGCAAGGAGGGGGGGAGGCCGCCGGCGAGCGGCCACGACGUCCGGGAGGCGAAGGACCUCGCGGACAUCCAGAGCAUCAUCCUCACGGUCGCCAACAACGCGCCCAUAUCCUUCCCGCGAUCGGACGCCAGCACGCCGGAGAACAACGUCAAGUUCAAUCCGAGCGUGGGCUCGUCCGGCUCCUCGGGCACCUGCUCGUCCGAGUACACCGAGGAAGAGGGCCAGGAGUCCUUCGCCGCUGAGUUCCGCAAGAUGAAGCUGAAGGGCGAGUUCCCGUGCAAGCUGUGCACCGAGGUGCUGCGCAACCUGCGCGCCCUCAAGGGCCACAAUCGCGUGCACAUCAAGCACGCCGGCGACUACGGGCUGCCGUAUCCGUGCAACAUGUGCUCCUACACCAGCACCGACAAGACGACGCUGCAGAGGCACGUGAGGUCGCACAACGGCGACCGGCCGUUCGAGUGCUCCCUCUGCAACUACGCCUUCACCACCAAGGCGAACUGCGAGAGGCACGUGAAGAAGACCCACAACAUGUGCAGCAAGGAGGACAUACAGAACGCCCUGAUCUACCAUCCGAGCGAGGACUCGACCAACGACAACGUGGUCGCGGCCGUCGGCAGGAGCUCGCCCCGUGUCGUCAGGGAGGACGCGCGGAAGGCGCUCGUCUAUCCGAGCGAGCACGAGGACCACCACCAGACGCAGCCUUGGACCCCCGGACCGUCGGCGAUCCUGCCGCGCCCGGAGAAGCCGGAGCCGCUGAACCUCGUGAAGAAGGACAGCCCGGAGCUGAUAAUGCUGCAGCUGCCGCUGAUCAACUGCCCCAGGCCGGACGAGGAGGACGCCGAGUCGAGAUCGUCGGACGGCAGCGUGUCUCUAGUCAGCGAUACCAGAGCGGACCAAAGAAUAAUCCAAGCUAGUCCGAUGAAUCUGUCGAAGCCGUCCACGAGCGGGCACUUCGUGCCGCCGGCGACCGGCCAGGACGGCCCGUUGGAUCUCACCAUGGACGUGUUGGAUCUGAGCAAGAAGCGGAAACGGGAGAGCGAGGCGGCCUCCAACGACGACGACGAGACGCAGCACGGCGGCAGGCAGAGGGACAUUUACAACGUCACCAGCCACGCGCUGUUUCUCACGCACGCCCUCAUGAGCAACGCCGCGCAGAACUCGGUGCCGACGUCCCUCGAGAGUCUCUACGCGAACACGCGCUCCCUCAUCUACCGGAACUUCGGCUCGCUCACCGCCGCCGGCGCCGCCGGCAUGAUACCGCCUUACCUGCUGAACCCGCAGAUGCUGAACCACGGGCUGACAGUGAACGGCAGCAAGCUGCAGAGGGACCUGGUGCGCGGCCUGCAGCUCACCGGCGGCGGCACCAUGGUGGACCACUCGUUGCCCAGCACGAGCUACGCGGCGCAUCCUCAGGGUAACGCCGCGCAGACCCCGAGCGAGCAGCAGCAAGGCGUCCCCUACCCGAGCCCGCAGUCGAGCGCGCAGAUCAGCCAGCAGCAGCAGCAGUCCCCCGCGCCGCGGCAGCUGGCGACGCGACGGGCCGACAGCGUGUCGGCGUCCGGCAGUUCCGUGAAGAUGGUGCUGAAGGACGGGAUACUGGUGCCGAAGCAGAAGCAACGUCGCUACCGCACCGAGCGGCCGUUCUUCUGCGCGAUCUGCUACGCGCGCUUCACCCUGAGGAGCAACAUGGACCGACACGUGAAGCAGCAGCAUCCGCAGCGCUGGUGCCAGAAGAAGGCCCGGGGCGGCCACUCGGCCCGGGGCAGGCCGCCCGCCAGCCACGCGGCGGUGAACAAUCCGGAGGCCUCUCUGCCGGAGGACGUCGGCUCGCCGCAACUGGCGGCGGCGACCACGUUGAACCCGGGCGCCUCGCGCACCGAGUCGCCGACCACCACCCCCCCGACGACGGAGCACAGCCGGCACUCGAUCUCCGAGCAGGUGAAGUACGCGAUCCUGGCGCAGCAGCUGAAGGCCAGCAAGUUGGACAACGAGAACGACUCGGAUCAGGAGAUGGUGAUAGACGAGGGCGACAGGGCCGACUCGCAGGAGACGCCGCAGGCUCAGGAGUCCGCGAGCUUGCUGAGAGGCCAACUGGAGGGUAACGAGGGCAGAGGAGAUGUCGUCGUGAAGAUGGAGCUCGAGGAGGAGGAGGAGGAGCCCGCGGAAGCCUCGUCGGAGGAGUCCCACGGCGGCGAGCAGGUCGCGCCAGGUAACGCCGACGCGGUGAAGGAGGAGCCGCCAGCGGAGGGCAAGUCGACGUGCGGCGAGACGAAGACGCGAGGCGAGCAGGGCAAGCUGGAGGACGGCACCGCGGACUUGGCGAGCGUGUCGAAGCUCCUGGACAACGCCUCUCAGCAGUACCAGCAGUUCCAAUACUUAAGCGACGAGGAGGGCCUGAUCGCCUCCACCAGCGACUACAACAACUCGGGCAGCGAGAAAUCGGACUCGCCGAACUCCCUGCACUCCGAGACCUCCGGCAAGAAGAGGAAGAAGAAGAAGAAGUCCGCCUACUCGAUGGCGCCGAACCGGGUGAUCUGUCCGUAUUGCCAGCGCCCGUUCCCGUGGACCUCGUCCCUGCGACGUCACAUCCUCACUCACACCGGGCAGAAGCCGUACCAGUGCAUCCACUGUUCGCACCACUUCACCACCAAGUCGAACUGCGACCGGCAUCUGCUGCGCAAGCACAAGACCAAGGCGAACAAGAGCCGGCGCGUGCGUAACUCGACGUCGCCGGAGGUCGAGCAGGCGCGGGUGGUAAACAGCAGCAACAGCAGCAGCAGCAACACCUUCACCACGAGGAACGUGCCGGAGCGGCCGUACAAGUGUAACCAGUGUCCGAGCUCGACGUUCUCCACGCUGGGCAACCUGAAGAAGCACCGUUCGACGAAGCACGCGCUGCGCAAGACCAAAUCCAGGUCGGACACGCCGUCCAGCGACCAGCAGAACAGCCCGACCCAGUCGUCCGCGCAGAACGACCAGAGCGACUACGAGAGCCGGUCGUCCAGCGUCUCCGAGACGACGGACAACUCGCCGCCCGCCAAAUCGAACCCCACCACGUCGCCGGCGAUGAGCCACGAGACCACCAGGUCCCGUAAGUCCUCACCGGCGCCGGUCGACGUGCCCUUCAAGUGUCACCUCUGCGACAGCUGCUUCACCGAACGCCAAGACUGCCUGGAGCACAUCAAGACGAACCACAAGUGCUCGUACGACAUGCUGGUGGCCAAAGGCGCCCUCGACAUGGACAUCGACGCGUCCGAGGACCAGAUGCUGGCGCAGCAGCACUCGAGCGACGGCGAGGGAAAGGGCGGUCGCUUCCACGACUACAGCAACAGAAAAGUAGUGUGCGCAUUCUGCAUGAGACGGUUCUGGUCGGCGGAGGAUCUCAGGCGGCACAUGAGGACCCACACGGGCGAGAGGCCGUUCCAAUGCGACAUCUGCUGCCGGAAGUUCACCCUGAAGCACAGCAUGCUGCGCCACCGUAAGAAGCACGAGUCCAUCGACUCGUCCAUGUACAUAGGUAACAGCGGUGACGAGGAGAACCCGCCCACGCAGCAGCCGCCGACGAUAACCCCGAGGAGCCAGCAGCACUCGCCGGUGCCCACGAACACCAGCAGACCCCGGACUCAGGACAGAAUCUCUCUGCCGACGGUGGCGGCGGUCGCGACCGGGGAUGCGGCGCCCUGCGCCCUGAUGCGUUACAAGCAUUACGACAACAUGGCCAUGAUGACCGGCCGAAUGGCGAACGACGGCUCCCAAAACGCCCCUCCCCACCGCCCAACGCCUCCGCCCGCGGACGCGCCUGGCGAGAGCGGCGAGAACGAUUUGAUCUCCGACCUGCUGGGGAUACGCGAGAAGGGCCUCCUCGACAAAGUCCUCCGCAGCACGGCGGACGACGCGGCGAAAUUGUUAGGCGUCAAUCGUAGCGAGUGAUAGGUGUAGGUAGUAAUAGUCAUAAGUCGGCCGGUUAAAGCCGAGAACCGGCGGCGAACAGUUCCGAGUCCGCGGGCUCUCCCGACGAGCAGCAUUGUGCGAGAGGAGCAGCGGCGACGAGGAGGCUGAGAAUCUGACGGACGGAGUGAGAUGAGCGCGAAUACCGUUGGUUAUCGUACACGCCGGGAAAAUUGGUAAGAACCAUGUCGACCUCUUCCCCUUGUCUGUUAUAUCUUAUUAUGUUGGGUUGAAUCAAAAUUAAUAUACGUGCUAUCGUGAUACGCAUGUUGCUAAAUUGAAGGAAAAAAGUCGGGCAUUUUGUGUGAAACAAGGGGAGGACUUUUUUUUUUUUUAAUUAGGAGACCUCUCCUAAUAAGUGACAAAGCCCGUUAAAUCUUAUAAACGGGAACCGCUGAGACGACAAACGAUAAAAUUAAUGAUAAAAUCGGAUCCAACGAACUCUCUGACACGCGUCUCGAAUCGCGAAUGGGCUCGAGCUUAUCUCACGACGUUUCAUUUUAGCGAGAGUUCGUGUUUACUCUUUCCUCUCUCUCUCUCUCUCUCUUUCUCUCGACAAUGUGCUACGGGCCGAGGAUCGCAACGAGAAUGGCACGCGAAUGGCUCGUCCUUCGACGUGAAACCUUUUUUCACGAGGAUACACGGAAACGCGGGUCGAGUGCGUCGAGCGCCUUCAUUCUUCAAUCUUUAACGCACGCGUUUCGAAAUAGAUUUGUUUGUCACCAGUAAGAGAGACGAAGUUGGCAAUUAAUAACAAUUACUGGCGCUGCGUUUCACAUCUCCCGCCGCAGUAAAUCGGCUCUUGACAUGCAAUCGCUGAAGGUGAGACUAUUGUUUUCAAUGUGAUAGAACGAAGCGGAUAAAAAAAAAAAGGGGGGACGGAUGGAACCGGCUGUCGAAGUGAUCAAGAUAACAUAUAUAAAGCGCGUAUAAAAAGUUGUGAUUUUGGGUAGAGCGAGAUCGGAUUGUAUUUUAAUAUUUUAGUAUAAAAUAAGUCGAAUUAAGUCGGUAAUUUUUAAGUUCAAGGCUCGGCUCCAUCCGCCGGCCGUAUCGGUUUUGUGACGUCAUAGAGCGAGAUGGAGCCGAGCUUUAAGAUAUUUCUUUUAAGCUAUUCCCUUGCGUACUUGAAUAUAAGAAGCGGUCUCAUUCGCGUGCUCGUAUUAAGAAGAAAUCUUUUUUUUUUUUAUUUUAUUUACUCAUAAAAAUUAUUUAUUAUCCGAGGCAAUAACAAUAAGUAUCCAGCCUCCGACACCAACAAGCUGAUUUACUGACGGGAGA
Dinoponera quadriceps is the source of this 6456-nucleotide messenger RNA. RefSeq lists its product as uncharacterized. The transcript has 4 exons. Gene Ontology annotation, biological process: regulation of transcription by RNA polymerase II. The record is from RefSeq and is a predicted model, not a curated record. Gene Ontology annotation, cellular component: nucleus. Gene Ontology annotation, molecular function: DNA-binding transcription activator activity, RNA polymerase II-specific; RNA polymerase II cis-regulatory region sequence-specific DNA binding. Bases 70 to 5160 code for a protein of 1696 amino acids. NCBI's taxonomy places the organism in Eukaryota, Metazoa, Arthropoda, Insecta, Hymenoptera, Formicidae.